Oncorhynchus kisutch (coho salmon) is the source of this 3267-nucleotide messenger RNA. Its product is annotated as ATP-binding cassette sub-family C member 9. Gene Ontology annotation, biological process: transmembrane transport. Gene Ontology annotation, molecular function: ATP hydrolysis activity; ABC-type transporter activity; ATP binding. Gene Ontology annotation, cellular component: membrane. The record is from RefSeq and is a predicted model, not a curated record. NCBI's taxonomy places the organism in Eukaryota, Metazoa, Chordata, Actinopteri, Salmoniformes, Salmonidae.
UGUUAAUGUCCUCUGUCCUGUCCGUUUCCUAGGCGAUGAUCUACAACAAGAUCCUGCGUCUGUCCACCUCUAACAUGUCCAUGGGAGAGAUGACCCUGGGCCAGAUCAACAACCUGGUUGCCAUAGAAACCAACCAGCUUAUGUGGUUCCUCUUCCUGUGUCCCAACCUCUGGGCCAUGCCGGUGCAGAUUGUGAUGGGCGUGAUCUUGCUGUACUACCUGCUGGGGACCAGUGCUCUGAUUGGAGCUUCAGUCAUCGUGCUGCUGGCUCCAGUCCAAUACCUGAUCGCUACCAAGCUGGCUGACACCCAGAAGAGCACCCUGGACCAGUCUACGGAACGUCUGAAGAAGACCACAGAGAUUCUGAAGGGGAUCAAGCUGCUGAAGUUGUACGCCUGGGAGAACAUAUUCUGUGACAGUGUAGAAGAUACCAGGGGCAAAGAGCUCACCAGCCUCCGCACCUUCGCCCUCUACACCUCCAUGUCUAUUUUCAUGAAUGCUGCAAUCCCCAUCGCUGCUGUGCUUGUGACGUUUGUCAGCCACGCCCUGAUCAACAAGUCCAAACCCAGCUCCUCGGAGGCCUUCGCUGCUCUGGCCCUCUUCCACAUCCUGGUUACCCCACUGUUCCUGCUCUCCACCGUGGUCCGCUUUGCAGUCAAGGCCAUGGUCAGCGUCCAGAAGCUGGGUGAGUUCCUGCAGAGCGAUGAGAUUGGCGAUGACAGCUGGAGGAACGGAGACAUGCCUGUGUCCCUAGAGGCCUGUAAGAAACACCCUGGGGCGACCAAGGCUAUAAACAGGAAGCAGCCCCUGCUCUACCAGAUGGACAACUAUGAGCAGCCAGCACGCAGACCACUGCGACCCAACGAGACUGAGGACGUGGCUGUCAAGGUGAACGGUGGAUUCUUCACAUGGGGAAGCAACUUGUCAACGUUGUCCGACAUCAACAUCUGCAUUCCAACAGGUCAGCUGACCAUGAUCGUGGGCCAGGUGGGUUGUGGGAAGUCGUCCCUGUUGCUGGCCAUGCUGGGAGAGAUGCAGACCCUCAGUGGAAAGGUCUACUGGAGCAAACUGCCUGUGAGUGAGAUGCUGCACGAGGCCAACAGUUGUUUUGAGACGGACGGGUCUUUUGAAGAAACCAGGAGUAAGAACAGGUACUCUGUGGGCUACGCUACCCAGAAGUCUUGGCUGCUGAAUGCCACCGUGGAGGAUAACAUCACGUUUGGCAGUCCCUUCAACAAACAGAGAUACAAGACUGUGAUUGAUGCCUGCUCCCUGCAGCCUGAUGUAGACCUCCUGCCCUUCGGAGACCAGACGGAGAUCGGAGAGAGGGGGAUCAACCUGAGUGGAGGCCAGAGGCAGAGGAUAUGUGUGGCUCGGGCUCUCUACCAGAACACCAACAUCGUCUUCCUGGAUGACCCGUUCUCAGCGCUGGACAUCCACCUGAGUGACCACCUGAUGCAGGAGGGCAUCCUGAAGUUCCUACAGGAUGAUAAACGCACCGUGGUCUUGGUCACACACAAACUGCAGUACCUCAUCCACGCUGACUGGAUCAUAGCCAUGAAGGAUGGCUCAGUGCUGAGGGAAGGCACUCUGAAGGACAUCCAGACUCAUGAUGUAGAGCUGUAUGAACACUGGAAGACCCUGAUGAACAGACAGGACCAGGAACUAGAGAAGGACACUGAGAUUGAUAACUGUCAGACUGCUCUGGAGAGGAAGACCCUGAGAAGAGCUUUCUACUCCAGAGAGGCCAAGAACCAGGUCGACGAUGACGAAGAAGAGGAGGAAGAGGAGGAGGAAGAGGACGACAACAUGUCGACGACCACCAGUCGGCGCUCUAAGAUCCCGUGGAGGGUGUGCUGGCAGUACCUGUCCUCUGGUGGCUUCCUCAUGGUCUUCCUCAUGGUCUUCUCCAAGCUGCUGAAACACUCCGUCAUGGUCGCCAUCGACUACUGGCUGGCCGAAUGGACUGCUAAUGCCGAUGGCCCAGUCAAUGGGACUGCUAAUGGCGAUGGCCCAGUCAAUGGGACUGCUAUUGACGAUGCUAAUGGAUAUGCCCCAGACUUUGGAAAUGUUACAGGAGACUUUGUCAAUGCCUCUGCAGCAGCUGUCUUCUCCAAUCGGACAAACUCAGCGGCUGGUCUGCCUGACUCCUACUAUGUGCCAGUGUUUAUCAUCCUGUGUGGAGCGGGGAUAGCCCUGUGUCUGAUCACCUCUCUGACUGUGGAGUUCCUGGGUCUGUCUGCUGCUACCAACCUGCACCACAACCUGCUCAACAAGAUCAUCCACGCACCUAUCAGAUUCUUUGACGUGACCCCCUUGGGCCAGAUCCUGAACCGUUUCUCAGCUGACACCAACAUCAUAGAUCAGCACAUCCCUCCUACCCUGGAGUCUUUGACCCGCUCCACUCUGCUCUGCCUGUCAGCCAUCGGGGUCAUAGCGUUCGUCACCCCAAGCUUCCUCAUCGCUCUGAUUCCUCUGGCUGUGUCCUUCUACUUUAUACAGAAGUACUUCCGGGUCGCCUCAAAGGACCUUCAGGACUUAGAUGACUCCACCCAGCUUCCUCUGCUCUGCCACUUCUCUGAGACUGCAGAGGGACUCACCACCAUCCGAGCAUUCAGACAUGAAUCUCGAUUCAAGCAGAAGAUGCUGGAGCUGACAGAUACCAACAACACAGCCUACCUGUUCCUCUCUGCUGCCAAUCGCUGGUUGGAGGUCAGAACGGACUACCUGGGUGCUGUCAUUGUGUUAACAGCAGCAGUAGCCUCAAUAUGGAGCUCUGGCAAGAGCCUUCCCUCUAGCAUGGUGGGGUUAGGCCUGACCUACGCCCUCACAGUGACCAACUACCUGAACUGGGUGGUGAGGAACCUGGCUGACUUAGAGGUCCAGAUGGCUGCUGUCAAGAAGGUCAACAGCUUCCUGAGUACAGAGUCUGAGAACUACGAAGGCUCCAUGGAUACCACCCAGGUCCCCGAGGACUGGCCCCAGCAUGGAGAGAUAAAGAUCCAGGAUCUGUGUGUCCGUUACGACCCCCUUCUGAAACCUGUCCUCAAACACGUCAAUGCCUACAUCAACCCCGGACAGAAGGUGGGCAUCUGUGGACGCACAGGAAGUGGAAAGUCCUCCCUCUCUCUGGCCUUCUUCAAUAUGGUCGACGUGUUUGAAGGGCGGAUCAUCAUUGAUGGUAUAGACAUCUGUAAGCUGCCCCUCCAGACCCUGAGGUCUCGUCUGUAUAUCCUCCAGGACCCGGUGCUGUUCAGCGGAUCAUCCG